Messenger RNA from Coturnix japonica (Japanese quail), 3604 nucleotides. RefSeq names its product olfactory receptor 10AG1-like. Gene Ontology annotation, cellular component: membrane. Gene Ontology annotation, biological process: G protein-coupled receptor signaling pathway. The record is from RefSeq and is a predicted model, not a curated record. NCBI's taxonomy places the organism in Eukaryota, Metazoa, Chordata, Aves, Galliformes, Phasianidae. Gene Ontology annotation, molecular function: olfactory receptor activity; G protein-coupled receptor activity.
CAAGGAGAUCAUAGAUAAAAUCAAAGGGAAAAGGAAGGUUUAGGAAAAGUGGAAAAAGGGCCUGUACUCUUGGGAGGUGAAUAGGAGUGUUGUAAGGGCUUGCAGAGAAGCAAUGAUGAAGACUAAAGCUCAUCUAGAGCUGAAGCUGGUGAAUGAGAUUAAGGAUAAUAAUAAGAUGACCUUCCUACUCAUUUUAAUUCCUCUUUCCUUUUCCUCUUUUUCUAUGAAAGCAGUUUAGUAACUCAAACCUUAUGUGAUACUUUAAUAAAACGUACAGAUACAAUUGUGAGAAGGCCAACACAUACAGGAGAACCAUUUUGUAGAAAUCUCCUAAAUAAGCUGAUCUUUUAUUUCAUGUAUGUGUGAAUCUUGAGGGCUAUUUUGCAUUAAUCUAAUUGGAGGGAAUGUAAAUCUGGUUGUCUCUGCCACUCUUCAUAGACAGGACGUGACAGCAUUGAAAGAACUACAGACGGAACAUGGCUGGAAAAAGACCUUAGAAAUGAUUCUUUCAGCACAAGAUGACAGGUCAGCCCUCACCUCCAGUGGUAGUGCUGCGGUGCCAGAGACCUCCAUCAGGACUCUGUGAUCAGUCUGUGCUGUUGUGUCACGAGGAACAACUGGUGAGACAGCAGAACCAUCAAAGUAAGGCAGUGCCAGGGUGAGUGCCAGUGCAGGAGUUGAGGUGACUGUCUGCAGCACCCAGGGAAAAGGAGCUGUACAUAGAACAGCAUCUGGUGGAGAUGGCCAACAGCACUGGCAAGGCUGGAGGGCCCCAACAGAAAACCAAGCUCUUAGUCUUCUUGGCUGCAGCAGUUGUGUCUGCUGCUGAGGCUCUGGAGGGCACGUGUUGUCCCUGUGACACUGGGGCCUCCUGGCCUCCGUGCAGCCCUGUAGGGAGGCCAGUAGGUGUAGUACCAUUCUCCCUCACAGAACACUCCACACUCACAUCCCACUGUCUGUGGGAGAGCCUUGGGCCAUCUGUGAGGGACAGCACCACCUUUCCCAGAGGCUGCAGCUAUGGCUUAGCCCUUCUCUUUCAUCAGACAAAACAAAGGCUUUCCUUAACUUCACAGCACCUGCACAGGGCCUUUGCCUGCCUUUAAUCAUAGCCUCUAGUUAUCUGCUCUAACACAGCUAUGGGGAGGCUUUGUUGGUAAUGGCCCCACAGGGACCAAUAAAAGCUCCAGCACUUUCCAAUAUUUCUGGACAGCAUUUUGACUGCACCUUCAUCAUUUGGUUACAGCAGUCUUCUCUCAGUCCCUGAAGUUCAUGCACACCACAUACGCUGUGGGGCUCAUUAACAAUGCAGAAAGACCUAACGAGCCGUUUCCCUCAAGUCUUCAAGACCUGAACUGCUCACUAGGGAGGUCUCAGUGUUGUAGAGGUAGGUUUCAAGGAUCACUGUCCAAAAACGGAGAUGUCAUAUUUAAGGGUAUUUUUUAUUACAGCAGACACCAAGAUGUCGCUGAGUGCUGCACAACCUGUGUGACACAGAUGGCAACUCUGUCAGGGAGAGGGAGGUACACUGAGAUAGCAUUGUGAGGAUCCAGGAGGGAAAUGUAGUCAGUGAGAGCUGAUAAAAGGAUACUAACUGCAACAAAGACGGGAAUUAAUGCCAAUGGAGGAGAAAGAAACCUAUGCAAGAGGAAGGACGCAGAGAGCCUGUUGCUUGUGGCCAGUUGUGCGGUCAGUGCUGGUGCGGCUGGGUGUGUGGGAGGCAUGGGAGGGAGCUGAGUCCCCUCCAGGACCCAGGACUACAACCUCAGGAUAAGAUGCUUCAACGGAUUCUGCUGAAUCCCGUCCCCAUGGAAGUGUAAAGGACUGUCAUACAGAGCCAGGUUCCCUGCAUCCCAGGGCUGUGUGCUGAGGCAGGGACUCAGCCGCCAGCCAGGCUCUGUACUCAGCCUGCCUGGGGAGCUGCCCAGGUAGCUGUAGGGAGAUGUGUGGGGGGAAGGAGACCCCAGCAGCACAGGGGCGUUUUGCUCCUCAGGUUGAUGCAUGGGGCUGGGGGUUCAAAGCUGCACUGCAUGCUGAUGGCCUUUGCAUAGGCAAAGAGCACCAAAAAUAGGAGUUUCUGCCCCAUAGUCAACAGGGUGGUCCUGGCUGCCUUCUUGAGUCUGCCCAUUGGGCUACAUCAGGUUUCCAUACCUACAUUCAGAUUUUGGUAAAGCUCUCCUAAUCCUGAUGUUCAUUUUACUCUGCUGUGUCUAGGCUGUGUGCUGGAGCUGUACGUGGUUGUGGAUGGGAAUUCUCUAACAGUGAUGUUGGUGUUGUUUUAUGCACAGAAAAUGCCUCAAAGAAAUAUUCUGAACAAUCACACCACUGGACCUGGAUUUCUUCUGGGGUUUUCUGAUCCCCCUGGGAUGCAAGGUGUGUACUUCACCAUCUUGCUGCUCAUUUAUGCUGCAGUUAUCAUUGGGAACAGCCUGAUUGUGCUGGUUACAGUGCUGGACUUGAGCCUUCACAGCCCUAUGUAUUUCUUCCUGAGAAACUUGUCUUUCUUGGAGAUCUGCUACAUAUCAGCCACUCUCCCCAAAAUGCUGGUGUGUUUCCUGACGGGAGAUGUCCGGAUCUCCUUCCUUGGCUGUGCUGCCCAGCUUUAUUUCUUAGUUUUUCUGGGAAGCACUGAGUGCCUAUUGCUGGCCGCCAUGGCCUACGACCGCUAUGUGGCCAUAUGUGACCCCCUGCGCUACAGCCUGGUGAUGAAUGGUGGGUUCUGUGUCAGACUGGUGGUCGGCUCAUGGAUGGUUGCCAUACCAAUACAAAUGGGCCAGACCUACCAAGUGUUCACCUUGCCCUUCUGUGCAUCCCAUCACCUCCAUCAUUUUUUCUGCGAUGUUCCCCCUCUGUUGGAACUGGCCUGUGCAGAUACUUUCUGGAGCCGUGUGACCCUGAACACUAUCAUCCUGCUUUUUGCCAUCUUUCCUUUUUUCAUGAUCGUCGUUUCCUACGUUAGAAUUAUUGGGACGGUUCUGAAGAUGCAUUCUGCUCCAGGUAGACAUAAAGCCUUUUCCACCUGCUCCUCACACCUGAUAGUGCUGACUCUCUUUUAUGGCUCAGCCUCGGUUGUGUACUGCAAACACCACUCAAGCGACUCUGCAGACACUGACAAAUACCUUGCCCUGUUUUACACAAUUCUGACCCCCAUGUUUAACCCUGUCAUCUAUGGUAUGAGGAAUAGGGAAUUGAGGAUUGCCCUGAGAAAACUCCUAUGGCGAAAGUGAUAGUGCAGAGUGGGUGAAAUAUCCCCCAGUAGUUCCAAUCAGCAUUUGGCAGUUUGUGUGUUGGCAUCUGGUAUUGGCUCGGACACCUCCAGUUUUGCUGCACUGUCCCACAACCCACUGCAUCUUCCAGAAGGAUUCAAAGUUUAUGUAGUAUGGAGAAGGAUGUGUAGGGAUUCACUGUCACAUCAUCAUAGGGCAGGAAAUGAGGGAUCCCUGCUCCCCAGUUUUUUGAGGUUUCUACGUCAAUUUUGUCUUAGUUACCAUUUAAUACUGCGUAUUAUCCUUCCUAUGAUUGCUCUGUGCCUCAUUAAUGGUAUUCCAGUCAGAAUUCUGCAGGUUAAAGAAGAAGGAAUUCUCACAGUACCACAGUUGGAUACAGC